GGAGACGACACUUUUGCAAAUUGUUUCAUUGCAUGUAAAUAAUUAUUGGCCUCAAGGUGUCUAUUCGAGGGAAGCAGACUGCACUGCGAAAGAAGACAACCCCCUGCCAAACGCUAGAACAAAAUUUUCACAGUAACUUGUGAUAGGGCCUUGAUAAAGCCACGAAUCGUGCAUAUUCAAUCCAACAGACACCAUCAUGGAGAUCCGAUGCACAAGUGCCCUAUCUCACAGGCUGUCUUCUGGCCAGAUCAGACUCCAACAACGGGGCCUCUGGAAGCAAUCAUCUGGAAGAAAACGAUGCUCAUUGCUGCAAGUAAGGGCUGUCUCAGACGAGAACACAGACAAGCCUGACGAAGCGCUGUCAGAGGAAGCAAGACUGGAGGCGUUGGAACGCGGAGUGAGGCGCAAGCAAGGAGCUCGAACGGUGAACGCACAGAUCCGACGGGUGGAAUCAUCCAGAAGUGCAGCCCAAUCCGAGCGUGGCAUGGCCCCUUGGAAGGAAGGAGAGCUGUUUCCAGAGGGCUGGGAGGACAUGCCAGUCACGCAAAAGAUUGCAGAGCUAUACACUGGCAAGCGGGGCGUGCUGUUCUGGGCUGGCAAGAUCACCUAUGCACUCACCUUUGCAGUCAUGGCAGGCUGGGUGAUUUUCCGGUUCAUCCUUCCGCAGCUGGGUGUGCUGGAGCUGCAAAAUGGAUUGGACUCGCCGCCAAACAUGGGCUGAUCCUGUCUGUUACUUGAAUGCGACAUCCCAGCCUGUGUCAUGCUGCAGAAUCAUUGGUCUCACCCUGAGGGAAGACUGUUGCGGUAUGCCAACACUUAUCAUAAGAAUUUGCAACAUGGGUUGCCCUGUCAUGUGCUUGCCACUUCUUCACGCAGCAUUUUACAGAUAGCUCAAGACAAUUGAGUUCAAUUCAUAUUACGGGUCUCAAAGUGUCAGAUCGGGUCACGAACAUCAUGUAUGUCGAGGAACCUGUACAGUAUGCC
Molecule: messenger RNA, 984 nt
Organism: Coccomyxa subellipsoidea C-169
Lineage: Eukaryota; Viridiplantae; Chlorophyta; Trebouxiophyceae; Coccomyxaceae
Exons: 2
Coding region: 197-721 (174 amino acids)
Cellular component (GO): chloroplast
Source: RefSeq, a predicted model, not a curated record